GGGACCGGUUAAUGUGACAGACGGGACCGGUUCAUGUGACAGACGGGACCGUCCACUGAAACGCGGUCGGUUUUAUUUCCCAUCAUUCUGUGUGUUCUCAGCUAGCCUGCAUGCUAACCAGCUAGCAUUACCGCGACAGCUGCUUUAUGGUAAACAGCUGAUCGGUGUGGAGGCGGAAGCGGAAGAGACAGAGAACAAACUGCGCAUCAGAACACCAGAGCGGGUCCGAGUGAUCUUUAUCGAUCAAUAAUAAAUAUCAGAAACACCUGCUCAGACAGGAGGAGAGAUGAGCCGCGCAGGCGCUGAACUGAGGAUUAUCUUCAGCCCGGGGCGCGUGCAGCUGGUUCAGGAGGAGGAGGAACCUAUGGUGACGGCUCCGAGGGUCCUGGUUACCGGGGCAACAGGUCUCCUGGGUCGGGCUGUGUGCAGAGAGUUUCAGAACAACGGCUGGUUGGUUAUUGGGACCGGAUACAGAAGAGCCAGGCCCCUCCUCCUCCGCUGUGACCUCACAGAUGAGGAUGCCGUCAGAGGACUACUGCACGAGUACAAGCCUGAUGUGGUCGUCCACUGUGCAGCUGAGAGACGUCCAGAUGUUGUGGAGAGACACACUGACGCCGCUGUGAAUCUCAAUGUGCACGCAACCAGCACGCUCGCCAAGGAGGCAGCUGCGUGUGGAGCGUUCUUCCUCUACAUCAGCACUGACUACGUGUUCGAUGGGAGGAAUCCUCCAUAUGGAGAAGACGACUGUCCGAAUCCCCUGAACGUCUACGGACGCAGUAAACUGGAGGGAGAGAGGGAGACACUGAGACACUGUCCAGGUGCCGUGGUGUUGCGGGUGCCCGUCCUGUUCGGGGAGGUGGAGUCAGUGACGGAGAGCGUGGUGACAUCACUGUGGGUCAAAGUUCAGGAGGCGUCAGAGAGCUGCACCCUGGAUCACUGUCUGCAGAGGUUUCCUACUGACGCCAGGGAUGUCGCCGCCGUCUGCAGGAAACUGUCCGAGAGAGCCAGACAGGACCCGUCCAUCAGAGGAAUCUUUCAUUUCUCUGCUAAAGAGAAGAUGACCAAAUAUGAGAUGGCUGUCGCCAUCGCUCAGGCCUUUAACCUGCCGUCCAACCACCUCAUACCUUUGACAGAGCAGCCGGCAGCAGCUUCGACCCUUCGUCCAAUCAACAGUCAGCUGAACUGUUCUCGUCUUCAGCUGCUGAAUUUGAGUGUUGAGCCACGACCAUUUGCUGCCGCCAUCACUGACUGUCUGUGGCCGUUCACACCUGACAAACGCUGGAGACAGACGGUGUUCCACUGAGACAUGCCCACAGGUGGAUAGAGAGGUGGACAGACAGGUGGAUUGAGGUCCCUAUUCCCUGAGUCCUGUCUGUAGGCUCCAGUCAUUAAACUAAAGGUUCCGGUUUCUGUGAUGUCAUCAUUGUUUUUUCUUUUUCAUUUGUCAUUACAGGAAAUUAAAGAUGUACGGUGUCCUACAGAGGACAAACCUCAGCUGCUGGUCUCAGGAGGUCAUUCAUUGAAAGAUCAGAUAAUUAAACACGUGUGUCAUAAUUGUACUGUAAUUCUACUGUAGUCCUAUUGUAGUCUUAUUGUAGUCCUGCUGUAGUCCUACUGUGUUUGAUGUAAAUGACUCGGCUGUAAAACAUUAAACAUCUCAAGAGUCAAA
This is a messenger RNA of Epinephelus lanceolatus (giant grouper), 1669 nucleotides long. It is a transcript of the gene mat2b, whose product is annotated as methionine adenosyltransferase 2 non-catalytic beta subunit methionine. Gene Ontology annotation, biological process: S-adenosylmethionine biosynthetic process. NCBI's taxonomy places the organism in Eukaryota, Metazoa, Chordata, Actinopteri, Perciformes, Serranidae. Gene Ontology annotation, cellular component: methionine adenosyltransferase complex. Gene Ontology annotation, molecular function: methionine adenosyltransferase regulator activity. The record is from RefSeq and is a predicted model, not a curated record.